Molecule: messenger RNA, 1935 nt
Organism: Echinops telfairi (small Madagascar hedgehog)
Lineage: Eukaryota; Metazoa; Chordata; Mammalia; Afrosoricida; Tenrecidae
Gene: HDC
Product: histidine decarboxylase
Exons: 11
Coding region: 1-1935 (644 amino acids)
Biological process (GO): histamine biosynthetic process; L-histidine catabolic process
Molecular function (GO): histidine decarboxylase activity; pyridoxal phosphate binding
Source: RefSeq, a predicted model, not a curated record
AUGGUCGAUUAUAUCUGCCAGUACCUGAGCACUGUGCGGGAAAGGCAGGUCGUCCCUGACUUGCAGCCUGGCUACCUGCGAGCCCAGCUUCCUGACAGUGCUCCUGAGGAACCUGACACCUGGGACAGCAUCUUUGGGGACAUCGAACGGAUCAUCAUGCCUGGGGUGGUACACUGGCAGAGUCCCCACAUGCACGCCUACUUCCCAGCCCUCACCUCUUGGCCGUCCCUGCUGGGAGACAUGCUGGCCGAUGCCAUCAACUGCUUGGGGUUCACCUGGGCUUCCAGCCCUGUGUGCACAGAACUGGAGAUGAAUGUCAUGGACUGGCUGGCGAAAAUGCUGGGCCUCCCAGAGCACUUUCUACACCACCAUCCUGGCAGCCAGGGAGGAGGCGUGCUGCAGAGCACAGUCAGUGAAUCAACCUUGAUAGCUUUGCUGGCGGCCAGGAAGAACCAGAUCCUGGAAAUGAAGACAUCUGAGCCCGAGGUGGCUGAAUCCUCGCUGAAUGCCCGCCUUGUUGCCUAUGCCUCUGAUCAGGCCCACUCCUCCGUGGAAAAGGCUGGUCUAAUUUCCCUUGUGAAGAUGCGGUUUCUGCCUGUGGAUGACAACUUCUCCCUCCGAGGUGAAACUCUGCAGAAAGCCAUCGAGGAGGACAAAGAGCGGGGCUUGGUGCCCGUCUUUGUUUGUGCAACACUGGGGACCACUGGGGUGUGUGCAUUUGACUGCCUGCCAGAGCUGGGCCCCAUCUGUGCCAGGGAGGGGCUAUGGCUGCACAUUGAUGCUGCCUAUGCGGGCACUGCCUUCCUGUGCCCCGAGUUCCGGGGCUUUCUGCAGGGCGUCGACUAUGCCGACUCCUUCACCUUCAACCCUUCCAAGUGGAUGAUGGUGCACUUUGACUGCACUGGGUUCUGGGUCAAGGACAAGUACAAGCUGCAGCAGACCUUCAGUGUGAACCCCGUCUACCUCAGGCACGCCAACUCAGGGGCAGCCACGGACUUCAUGCACUGGCAGAUUCCCCUGAGUCGGCGGUUUCGCUCAAUUAAACUCUGGUUCGUGAUUCGGUCCUUCGGGGUGAAGAAUCUUCAGGCUCAUGUCAGACACGGUACGGAAAUGGCUAAAUAUUUUGAAUGUCUGGUCAGAAAUGACCCCUUCUUUGAAAUUCCUGCCAAGAGGCACCUUGGCCUGGUGGUUUUUCGUUUAAAGGGGCCAAAUUGUCUCACAGAGAGUGUGCUCAAGGAAAUUGCCAGGUCUGGCCUUCUCUUCCUCAUCCCGGCCACAAUCCAGGACAAGCUGAUUAUCCGUUUCACAGUGACAUCCCAGUUUACCACCAGGGACGACAUCCUGAGAGACUGGAACAUUAUUCGAGAUGCUGCUACGCUCAUCCUGAGCCAACACUGUACUUCCCAACCUAGCCCUCGGGUUGGGAACCUCAUCCCUCCAACCAGAGCCAUGGCCGAGGGAAUGCCCCUUUCGUCUGCCACUGGGGCAGGGGAUGACCCAGCGCAGACCAGGAAGGUCAUCAAGCAGCCUCCCCGUGUGGGAGCAGGCCCUAUAAGAAUGGAAGAUGGCCAUGAUCUUGAAACCCCGAUGGACCCCGUGGAUGACUGCUUUUUAGAAGAGGCCCCGGAUGUCACCCAGCACAAGCUAUCUUCUCUCCUGUUCAGUGCCCCGUCUGUGCAGAACAAGAAGAGGGUGCGUUCCCUCAGCUGCAACAGUGUGUCCGUGAGUGUUCGGACGUCGCUGCCCUCAGAUGGCGCCGCGAAGAAUGGGGGCUCCAGGGUGAGGAUUCUUUCCAGGUUUCCAGAAGAGAUGCUGCUGCUGAAGAAAAGUGCCUUCAAGAAAUUAAUUAAGUUCUACAGUGUCCCCAGCUUCUCUGAAUGCAGCCCUCAAUGUGGGCUCCAGCUGCCCUGCUGCCCUCUACAGGCCCUGGUGUGA